Molecule: messenger RNA, 489 nt
Organism: Trichoderma atroviride IMI 206040
Lineage: Eukaryota; Fungi; Ascomycota; Sordariomycetes; Hypocreales; Hypocreaceae
Source: RefSeq, a predicted model, not a curated record
AUGCCGGCCAUUUCAAGGGAUUUCGUGGCUUUUUCGCUUCGUGGUCUAAAUAGUAGUCAAAAAGCUGGGCUUCCUGAGCAUGUGUUUAAAUUCACCCAAUUCCCCCAGCUGCAGCUACACCUCCCACGUCAAAGCAACAUUGCUAUAUAUCUUCUCACAAUGAAGUUUACCUCUUUCGUCACGGCCAUGGCCACCCUAGUCGCCUUCGCUCAAGCAGGAAGCGUUGGUGUAGAUCUCUUCCACGAUGGAAACUGCCAGGACCAAUUCAAAGCUAUUACAGUCUACGGCGAGACUUGCUACACUGGGUCUUCUGUUGGAUGGUCCUCCAUGCGGGUUAACAAGUAUGACACCAUCGGCGGUGAACUUACCGCCUACACCAAAAACAACUGCGGCGACCCCCUUGCCGGGUCCCAUGGGUACACCGUCUCUCUGGGUGCUUGCCUCAAGGAUUUUGGAUUUGUCGCGAAUGCAGUCGGACUGCAAGAUUAA